AUGACGGGAAAGUCCACCUCUCACCAAUCGUCGUCGGCGUCAAUUCUAACCAUGGACAAGCGGUCCAAAUCAGAGCAAUUUCGCAAGAGGAAGAACAACUUCUUUCGUCGGGGUUACGACAUUGGAGUGGCCUGCGACACGGAGGUUUUCAUCCUCUUCAAGAGGAACGGCAAAUUCUAUACGUUCGCAAACACGGAGGAACUAGAAUGGCCAACCAAGGAAGAUAUCCAACGCAAUCUAGUCCUUUGCAAAACAGCUGCGGACUAUGAAAGUAAAUCUCGGACGAAGAAGAAAGCUUCUAGAGCAAACGCAACCACCUCAUGUUCAUCAAACGCUUCUGAGGAUAUAGAUACAUCUACCUUGCCCUUACUUGGAAUCAAAGCCCCAGUAUCACCACGGCUAGAUUCACCGUCCCACUACAGGGUGGGAGGUUGGAAGGACUUCAUAGCAUCCCUAACUCGCUGA
This is a messenger RNA of Cadophora gregata, 465 nucleotides long. RefSeq lists its product as uncharacterized. Lineage: Eukaryota; Fungi; Ascomycota; Leotiomycetes; Helotiales; Ploettnerulaceae. The record is from RefSeq and is a predicted model, not a curated record. Gene Ontology annotation, molecular function: DNA binding; protein dimerization activity. Bases 1 to 465 code for a protein of 154 amino acids. The transcript is spliced from 2 exons.